Messenger RNA from Eremothecium gossypii ATCC 10895, 864 nucleotides. RefSeq names its product Ccc1p (gene CCC1). Gene Ontology annotation, molecular function: iron ion transmembrane transporter activity; manganese ion transmembrane transporter activity. Gene Ontology annotation, cellular component: fungal-type vacuole membrane. Gene Ontology annotation, biological process: intracellular manganese ion homeostasis. Lineage: Eukaryota; Fungi; Ascomycota; Saccharomycetes; Saccharomycetales; Saccharomycetaceae. The transcript has a single exon. Bases 1 to 864 code for a protein of 287 amino acids. The record is from RefSeq and is marked provisional.
AUGUCGAUAGUUGGCUUGAAGAACGCGGUAGUGCGACUGGUGAAGGGGAAGCCGGCGGAGAACGGGCAGGCGCCGCUCUUGCGGAGCGGGCAGGCAGGCUACGGGAGCCGCGAGGAGGACGAGGAGGAGCACGCGGGCGGCAAAGACGGGGAGGAGGCGCCGGCGGGGCUCCUCGGGAACGUGGACCCGCGGGUGAUGUCCGACUUGAUCAUCGGGCUCAGCGACGGGCUCACGGUGCCGUUUGCGUUGACGGCGGGGCUUUCUUCGCUCGGGGACUCGAAGUUGGUGAUAACGGGUGGCUUUGCCGAGUUGAUAUCGGGGGCCAUCUCGAUGGGCCUUGGUGGGUUUCUCGGCGCGAAGUCCGAGUCCGACUACUACCACUCGGAGGUGAAGCAGGAGAAGCGGAAGUUCUAUAAUAACACGCAGUUGGUCACGCACGAGAUCGAAGACAUCCUCUUGGAGAUCAACCCGGAUUUUUCGGAUGCGACGAUUGUGUCUUUCAUCAAGGACUUGCAGCGGGAUCCGGAGCUAAUGGUGGACUUUAUUAUCAAGUAUGGGCGCGGCUUGGAAGAGCCUGCGGAGAACAGACAGGUGGUCUCCGCGGCAACUAUCGGAGGCGGGUACUUCAUCGGCGGGUUCAUCCCGCUACUUCCCUACUUUUUUGUCGACCAGGUUGGCACGGGCUUGAUACUGUCGAUUGCGAUCAUGGCCAUCACUCUAUUCUGGUUUGGGUUUUUCAAGACCCAGAUAUCUAUGCGGGACAACUGUACAACGCAGAAAAAGUGUAUGGAGGGCAUUCAGAUGAUGGCAGUCGGGGGGAUUGCAGCUGCAUCUGCCUGGUUCUUUGUCAGAAUACUCGGCUGA